This is a messenger RNA of Lathyrus sativus (Indian pea), 276 nucleotides long. NCBI's taxonomy places the organism in Eukaryota, Viridiplantae, Streptophyta, Magnoliopsida, Fabales, Fabaceae. The record is from the annotation of a GenBank genome assembly.
AUGUCAAACAAAUUAGUUGCAUUGUUGUUGUUGGUGUGUGUUGUAACUGCUCAAGGUGGAAAAUUGAUGACUCCAGAAGCAUGCUACAAUUAUUGCUACAAAUCCAUGAUGUACCCGAAAGCCAUUGCCGAUCCUAUAUGUAAAUAUCGAUGUCGAUUCCCCAUGUAUGAAAACAACCCUAAGGCUGUGAUAACAGGAGCAGCCUUAAAUGUAAGGAAGGCUGGUCAACUUUCAGCUCCACCAAGUUCUCCGAUCCCAGCAGCCAAAAUACACUGA